Pteropus alecto (black flying fox) is the source of this 1566-nucleotide messenger RNA. RefSeq names its product par-6 family cell polarity regulator alpha (gene PARD6A). The record is from RefSeq and is a predicted model, not a curated record. Gene Ontology annotation, molecular function: protein kinase C binding. NCBI's taxonomy places the organism in Eukaryota, Metazoa, Chordata, Mammalia, Chiroptera, Pteropodidae. Bases 32 to 1438 code for a protein of 468 amino acids. Gene Ontology annotation, biological process: centrosome cycle; establishment or maintenance of cell polarity; regulation of cellular localization. The transcript is spliced from 2 exons. Gene Ontology annotation, cellular component: cell cortex; nucleus; apical plasma membrane.
GGGGACCGUCCCCGGCCCGCCAGGCCCCGCCAUGGCCAGGCCACAGAGGACCCCGGCGCGCAGUCCCGACAGCAUCGUGGAGGUGAAGAGCAAAGUAAGGGCCCCUUCGGUCCCUGCUCCAGCUUCAGCCCUAGGUGCUUCCAAUUCCCUUCUCCCCUUCCUGGCUCCUUGGUCCCACCACCUUUUUUCUCUCUUCCAUCCUCCACGUCUCAUCCUCCGACUUUUCUUUUCGCUGUCCCCCACCCAUCUUCCUCCCUUUCACUGCUGGCCUCUAGAGUCCCUCUCUGGCCUGACUUACCUGGAGGGCGGGGAGAAGACCUUGGACAGCGUCUCUUGUACUGGAGCUGAGGUCUGGACGCAAGAUUGCAGCUGUUGCGACAUCCCUCUUUCCCACCCCUGCCACCCUCGGACCUGUAGUGAGAGAGAACGCGGGCUCCGUCCUGAUCCCUCCUCUCCCCUCACUCCUUGCCUCCAGUUUGACGCUGAGUUCCGACGCUUCGCACUGCCCCGUGCUUCGGUGAGCGGCUUCCAAGAGUUCUCGAGGUUACUGCGUGUGGUGCACCAGAUCCCGGGCCUGGACGUGCUGCUUGGCUAUACAGAUGCUCACGGAGACCUACUGCCCCUUACCAACGACGACAGCCUGCACCGGGCCCUGGCCAGCGGGCCCCCGCCGCUGCGCCUGCUAGUGCAGAAGCGGGCAGAAGCUGACUCCAGCGGCCUGGCCUUUGCCUCCAACUCUCUGCAGCGGCGCAAGAAAGGGCUCCUACUUAGGCCAGUGGCACCCCUGCGUACCCGGCCACCCCUGCUAAUCAGCCUGCCCCAAGAUUUCCGCCAGGUUUCUUCAGUCAUAGAUGUGGACCUACUGCCUGAGACCCACCGACGGGUGCGACUGCACAAGCAUGGUUCCGACCGUCCCCUGGGUUUCUACAUCCGAGAUGGCAUGAGCAUGCGUGUAGCUCCCCAGGGCUUGGAACGGGUCCCAGGCAUCUUCAUCUCCCGCCUGGUACGAGGGGGCCUGGCUGAAAGUACAGGGCUGCUGGCAGUCAGUGAUGAGAUCCUCGAAGUCAAUGGCAUUGAGGUGGCUGGGAAGACCUUGGACCAAGUGACAGACAUGAUGGUCGCCAACAGCCACAACCUCAUUGUCACUGUCAAGCCAGCCAAUCAGCGCAAUAAUGUGGUGCGUGGGGCAUCUGGGCGUCUAACAGGGCCUCCCCCUGCUGAGCCCGAUAGCGAUGAUGACAGUAGUGAUCUGGUCAUUGAGAACUGCCAGCCUCCCUGUUCCAAUGGCCUGUCUCAGAGGCCUCCAUUCUGGGACCUGCACCCAGGCCACCUACUUCCCAGUGUCCGCAGCUCUCUGCCCUCCCUGGAUGAUCAGGAGCAGGCCAGCUCUGGAUGGGGGAGUAGCAUGCAAGGAGAUGGUAGUGGCUUCAGCCUCUGACACACAACAAAACAGCCCCUUGCCACUCCAGGCUGCUGGGACAUGGCAGAGACUUCCUCAUUGGGGGUUUUAGCUUGCUCACAGGGCCAUAUCAAUCUGGGGAACAUUAAAGGUUUUCUACAAAUGCA